Molecule: messenger RNA, 5075 nt
Organism: Sinocyclocheilus anshuiensis
Lineage: Eukaryota; Metazoa; Chordata; Actinopteri; Cypriniformes; Cyprinidae
Gene: cacna2d1a
Product: calcium channel, voltage-dependent, alpha 2/delta subunit 1a
Exons: 38
Coding region: 320-3523 (1067 amino acids)
Cellular component (GO): L-type voltage-gated calcium channel complex
Molecular function (GO): voltage-gated calcium channel activity
Source: RefSeq, a predicted model, not a curated record
GACACGCGUGAUGAUCGCGCGCAGAUGGGUGGGGGGCGUGUGGAAACUGAUCCGCCACAGCGCGCACAGUCUAAAACAGACUCUUUAACGUACUGGGAAACCGGAGAGACACGGAAACGCCCCACACUUACUCCCCCUGACAGUCUCCACAUCUCUGGAGAAACAUCUGAACUAAUUCAACAGGGCAAAGGCAGAAGUAGCUGGAGAGACCAAAAGCAUCUGUGUUUUGUUUGUGGAAGUAGCGGCGCUCAUGGCGGCAGCUCGGCUGCUUUAGGAGGGUCACUUCAGUGAAUUUUAGUGGGAGAAACUCGUCUGUUGGAUGUCAGUCAGAAGAAUAAUGGAUGCGCUCAGAUUGUCCGCUGCUCUUCUUCUACUUCUGUCUUUAUUCAACUGUGGAAGCGCUAUACAGUUUCCCGACUCCCAUCUGACCUGGAAAUGGGCGAUGCAGAUGCAGGAGGAGCUAGUGCAGUUGAUGGAUGCUGAGACUGGCAUACAAAAGCUUCAAAAAAUUUUCCUGCAAUUUCAUAGACACUAUGAUGUCAAGCAAAACAACCCUACACAGCUGGUGGCAAAAGCUGCACGUGAAAUCGAGAACCUUCUUGCCAACCGUUCCAAAGCUCUAGAGGCGCUGGUGAUGGCUGCAGAGAACCUGCAGAAGGAGCACCAGUGGAAGGAUGAUCUUGAUGUGAAUGAGACUAUCUACUACAAUGCCAAGGACAAGUUUGACAUUAAUGACACGGAAACGCACCAGAACCGUGUCAAAGUAGAAUUCAAAGAGGAUCCAGUUUUCAAACGCCCUGUUUCAUACAACACAACAGCAGUGCACAUUCCUACUGAUAUCUACGAGGGCUCCACUAUAAUCCUGAAUGAGCUAAACUGGACUGCGGCUCUAGAUGAAGUCUUCAAGAAGAACUGGGAGAAUGACCCGUCCCUCCUCUGGCAGGUGUUUGGCAGUGCAACUGGCCUGGCUCGAUACUUCCCAGCUUCCCCUUGGGUUGACACAAGGAGCACACCAAAUAAGAUUGACCUGUAUGAUGUACGCCGAAGGCCCUGGUAUAUCCAAGGUGCAGCGUCACCUAAAGACAUGUUGAUCCUGGUGGAUGCGAGUGGAAGUGUGUCAGGUCUGACACUGAAGCUCAUUCGCACUUCCGUCAGUGAGAUGCUGGAGACUCUCUCCGAUGAUGAUUACGUCAACAUUGUCUCUUUCAACAAUUCGGCCAAGUCGGUUGCCUGUUUUGAAAACCUGGUCCAAGCAAAUGUCCGCAAUAAAAAGAUUCUGAAGGAGGCGGUACAGAAGAUCACAGCGAAUGGCACCACUGACUAUAAAAUUGGCUUCAAGGAGGCUUUUAACCAGCUCUCCUCAAUGAAUGUUACAAGAGCAAACUGUAACAAGAUUAUCAUGCUAUUCACUGACGGAGGAGAGGACAGAGCUUCAGAGAUCUUUGAAGAGUACAACCCUGACAAGAAUGUUCGAAUCUUCACCUUUUCUGUGGGCCAGCAUAACUAUGAUAAGACACCAAUUCAAUGGAUGGCUUGCAAUAACAAAGGUUAUUAUUAUGAGAUCCCCUCUAUUGGAGCCAUCAGGAUCAACACCCAGGAGUACCUGGAUGUGUUGGGUAGGCCCAUGGUGAAAGAAGACAAGAAAGCAAAAAAUGUGCAAUGGACCAACGUUUACGUGGACGCUCUAGAAUUGGGUCUUGUGAUUACAGGCACUCUGCCAGUGUUCAAUAAGACCAGCACCAGGAAGAGUCAAGACAAGAAUAAGAACCAGAGCCAGUUAAUUUUAGGGGUGAUGGCCAUAGACGUGUCUCUGGGUGACAUCAAGAGACUGACUCCACAUUACACUCUCGGACCAAAUGGAUAUUACUUCGCCAUCGACCCCAACGGCUACGUGCUGCUUCAUCCCAACCUUCAACCAAAGGAUCUCAAGCCUCAGGAACCCAUGACAUUGGACUUCUUGGAUGCAGAACUAGAGGAUGAAGAGAAAGUGGAGAUCAGAAGAAGUAUGAUAGAUGGUCAGAAGGAUCAAAAGAGAUUCCAAACACUUUUGAAGUCUCAAGAUGAGCGCUACAUAGACAGAGGCAUCAGAACCUACACUUGGGGUCCAGUCCAUGACACAGACUACAGUCUUGCUUUAGUUCUACCUGAUUACAGUGUCAGCUACAUCAAGGCCACUAUACUAGACACCAUCACUCAGGCCAAAUUUUCUGAAAGCCUGCAGGUGGACAAAUUUGAAGAGUAUGGAUAUACUUUAAUAGCACCCAGAGAUUACUGCACAGACCUGAAAGCUCAGAGUAACAACAUCACACAAUUUCUCAUCGACUUCAAUGAAUACAUAGACAGAAAGACCCCCAACAACCCGCUGUGUAAUAUGGAGCUAAUAAACAGACUGCUGCUGGACGCUGGCAUCACCGCUGAACUGGCCAAAUACUGGAGCGAACAGGGACUGAAUGAGAGAAUCAAGGCUAAGUUUGUGGCGACAGACGGUGGUGUCACUAGAGUCUAUCCUGCGAGUUUCUACAAGAGAAGUCUGGACAACGAUGUUUAUAUAUUUACAUCAGCACCAAAUGCAAACAAUGAAACUCAAGAUUCGGUUUUAGUGAGCAGAGCGAUGGACCUGCGAGUUGAUGAAUUCAUGCUGAAGCCAGCAGUGGUUGGAGUAAAACUGGAUGUACUGACUUGGAUGGAAAGCUUCAUCAAUGCUACGAUUACGCCCAAUUGUGUUGGUGAAAUCUGUGGGUGCAGGAGGAGCGAUGUCAAUCUGGACUGCUUUCUUCUGGACGAUGGAGGCUUCCUUGUCAUGACCAAUAAGGAACUCUCAAUGAUCGGACAGUUUUUCGGUAUGAUUGACCCCACCCUAAUGAGAAAUCUGAUAAAUGAAUCCCUGUUCUCAGUCAAAAUAACCUACAACUACCAGGCCCUCUGUGAACCCACCACAGAAUCUAAAGCUGCCGCUGGUCUCAGAUCAGUCUACGUGCCCACCAUAGCUGACAUCCUGAACAUUGGUUGGUGGGCUUCUGCAGCAGCCUGGUCGAUAUUGCAGCAGUUGUUUGUCAGCAUCACAUUUCCUAAUUUCCUUGAGGCAGUGGACCUAGAUGAGGACCUGUCUGAAAAACCAUCUAAAGAGAGUUGCAUCAAAGAGCAGAAACAGUAUUUCUUUGGGAACAAUGAGACAACUUUUAAGGGGACUGUGGAUUGUCAGAACUGCUCCAGGCAGUUCAUAGCUGAAAAGCUUCCGAAGACAAAUCUGGUGCUUAUUGUUGCAGACCCGCUAAUUCAUUGCCAUACUAGUGAAAAAGGUUUCUCCCAGGAAGAAAAGCCUUCUCCAGGUCCAGAUCCCUGCAAGAUAGCCCAGAACCCACGCUAUCGGAAAGGUCCGACACAGUGCUUUGACAACAAUGCAAGUGAACAGAACGAGGAUUGCGGUGGAGCGUCGGGUCUGAGUCCAUCAAUCGUGUCCAUGGUCAUUCUGCAGCUGCCGCUGCUCUGGCUUCUGAUUGGACGAGGACACUGCCUCUCGUGACCUCAGCAUGGAGAUGCCACACCCCCUCAACGAUGCCAAAACGUACCAGAUCCAGCUGCACAUUUGAUCGUUCAUCUGGACUCCCACGCUACAGCCCAGCACAUGGAGGGAGAGGCUCUGACCCAGGAAGUACAAAACCCAAGCCGCGAUCACUCACAGCAUUUAAGGUCAAAGUAGGUCGGAGAUGAUAUAUGAGCAACGACCUUUGACAUUUGACCUGUGAGGUCAGACUCUCUCCACAUGAGUGACGGGGUGGGCAGACCUUGACACUUCAUCGUCACUUCGCUAUGAAGAUACGUCCUGUCUUUAAAACGAAAAAAAAAAAGAUCCAGUCACAACACUGCCAACCAAAGUUUCACCCUUUACCGGUGUGAUGCCUUCAACAUAUUUACACGGCUAAUUUCUCAGUAUUACAAACUGUUUAUAUGUGACUUUUAUGGCCUCGUCACAUCACAUCUUUAAUGGACCCCUCCGGGUCGGGUCAAAAUUCAGCCUUGUUUGUGGUCUGCAGCUCAUUACUGAAAAAAAAGGACAAAUGAGCUUGUGACCCAAUGCAAAAGUCUCUUGUUUUUCCCAGUGGUCUCCUCCACCUCUGUGCCUCGGGAAUAUCGGUUUCAUUUCUGACCGCUGUUUCGAGUGAACAAUCCCUCCCUCCAUUAGUCCACGGGUGCCCGUAUUUGCUAUCACACGGUGAUUUUUAUCUGCCCAUAGUGCAUUUCAAACAUGCACUGCUGCCAAACGUUACCCUGUGUGUUGUCUUGCUGUACUUUGCACUUGAUGCCAAGCAGGUCGUGUGGCCAAACAGCCCUUUGGUUCUUAUUUAGGGCUUUUUAAAUGACAGCCGAUUCACAAAAGCUCGCAAAUUUAUGCGUCCUGGCUGUGAAUAUGAAGAGAAAACCCCGCUGUUGCAUGUGUGUGUUUUUUUUCUUUUUUGGUGCAUUACCGGUUUAUUUUAGAUUAAGUUAUUUUAAAUGAGCAAAGAGUUUUCUGCUGUAUGUUUAAUGUCGAGUUUUAUGUGCUAUAUUUAAUGUAUGUGUGUGGAUAUGCAGAUGUUAAAGGGUGAAAGGCGUUUAUGACAUAGUUGCUCUUUCCCACACUUUAAUAUCAUCUGGAGAACUCAAAAAGGUGGGAAGAAAAUGAUCUAAUGUUUACAGAUAUUUUGAGACACUCAAGAGUUUUUAUAAGAAAUGUUGCCCCUGGUUGUGCUGACUUUCGGGUGUACGAGUCUCUGGUGUGUCAUUUUUCACUUUAAUGUCAGAGGCAGAGCUCUGUCAGCCUUUCUUUCCUGUCAAUGUGCCUUGAUGUGAAUGGAUUCAGAUAAAAAUAAGUGAAUGAAUAUCACAAUGUGCAAUCUGACCCUGAUCACUCUGCAGAAAAAUGCAAAAUAUCAUCAUUCUGAUCUGACCAAAAUGAACCUUCUGUCUCUUUAAGAGAUCCUGACUGGAUCUUUGUGCCUCAGUGAAAUCUGGGCCAUUUAUGAAAUAAUUAAGACUUUGAGAAGAGACAAGAAUAAUUACGGAAGCUCUGAACUACUCACAAAAUGAAUGCGUUU